Messenger RNA from Jatropha curcas, 3538 nucleotides. Lineage: Eukaryota; Viridiplantae; Streptophyta; Magnoliopsida; Malpighiales; Euphorbiaceae. The record is from RefSeq and is a predicted model, not a curated record.
AUGUUCGCUGCCCUACAAUAUGGAAAGGAACAGGCAGGAAAAUAAACAAAGAAAACGCGCUCAAUUUUUUUUUUUUCUCUUCUUGCAACACCGCUCCAUUCAAAAUUCAACCCAUUAGAGAAAUAAACCACAAACGCUAAACCCAAUUUCUUCUUCUUCUUCUUUCUCUUAUUAGUUUCUUUAUUUCAAAAGAAAAUGAACAAUAAAGACUCAUUUGACUGCCAAGAUUUAAUGGAUUCAGUGCUGUGUGUUUCGGAUGCGAAGCUGGUUCGGUCAGGGUUAACAAUAAGCACUUGUUGCGCAGCUAUAGGAGAAGAGCAUUGAAUGACAAUAUUCUUGCGUUUCUUGAACCAGAGAGUCCGUUGAUAUUUGUAAAUUCUGGUGGUGGGGCUAUAAAGGGAGAGGGGAAUUUCAAGAUUGAUAUUGAGGCAGAUAGCCAUUUUCAAGGAGGGGAUGUUCUAAGAACAGAAGAAAGUAUAACUUCUGGUGGUGAUAUACCUUCCAUUUACCAGUCGGCUCGGUAUGGUAACUUCGGUUACCGGUUUACCAACCUAUCUGCCGGAGAAUACUUUGUUGAUCUCCACUUUGCAGAGAUAGUACACACCAACGGCCCUAAAGGAAUGAGAGUCUUUGAUGUUUUUAUCGAGGAAGACAAGGUUUUGUCUGAGCUUGAUAUCUAUUCCGCUGUUGGGGCCAACAAGCCCUUGCAGGUGGUUAAUGUUAGAGUUUCUGUUGGGGAUGAUGGGGAUAUCUUGAUAAGGUUUCACGGAAUUCUUGGAAGCCCAAUUGUUAGUGGGAUUUGUAUAAAGCAGGCACCAGAAUUACCAACAUCUCAGGUGAAACAUGAGCACUUAAUAUGUAACAAUUGUGACACUGAAAUAAGUAUUUCGCCAUCUCAGAAAAAAUUUAUGGCCAUGAAAUUUAUAACUAAGUAUGAGAAGAAGAUAGAAGAAUUGAACAUUCUAUGCCAGCGUAAGGCAGAUGAAUGCUAUGAGGCUUGGAUGUCAUUGACGGCUACAAAUCAACUGCUAGAGAAGUCCAGAAUGGAACUUGAUAACAAGUUCUUCGAGAAUAUGUGCUUAGAUCAAGCUAUAGAAAAGCUAGCAGCAAAACUGAGGGAUGUUUCUAGUCAAUAUGAAUGUGAUAAGAGACUCUGGUCUGAAGCUCUUGACAAAUUGGAAAGGAAAGUAAAGAUAAUGAACAUAGAACACUCUCAGCUUUCUCAUGAAGCUCGUGACUGUGCCAGUUCAACUUCCAAAUUAAGUAAGAUGAUCUUUGCAGUCCAGGCAUUAGUUGCUCAGUGUGAUGAUCUCAAGUUGAAGUUUAAUGAGGAGCAGGUAAAAAGGAAGAAGCUUUUUAAUGAAGUUCAGGAAGCAAAAGGGAACAUUAGAGUGUUCUGUCGGUGCCGUCCACUAAAUAAGGAGGAAGCAUCAUCUGGGUAUGAAAUGGUGGUAGAUUUUACUGCAGCGAAGGAUGGGGAUCUUGGGAUACUAACAAAUACUUCAACGAAGAAAAUUUUCAAAUUUGAUCGAGUUUAUGCACCUACGGAUGAUCAAGUUGAUGUUUUCGCAGAUGUCUCUCCUUUGGUAACUUCAGUGCUAGAUGGUUAUAAUGUAUGCAUAUUUGCAUAUGGGCAAACUGGGACAGGAAAAACUUUCACUAUGGAGGGCACAGAGGAAAAUAGAGGAUUUAAUUACCGGACUUUACAAACUUUAUUCAAAACUGCUGAAGAAAGGAAAGAAACUGUCAAAUAUGACAUUUCUGUAAGUGUGCUUGAAGUGUAUAAUGAGCAAAUCAGAGACUUGCUUGCCACCUCUCAAACAUCUAAAAGGCUGGAGAUAAAGCAAGUUUCUGAAGGGGGUCAUCAUGUGCCAGGGUUAGUUGAAGCAAAAGUUGAGAAUAUUAAAGAGGUCUGGGAUGUUUUGCAGGCUGGAAGCAAUGCAAGGGCUGUAGGAUCAAAUAAUGUCAAUGAACACAGUAGCCGAUCUCAUUGCAUGCUUUGUACAUUGGUGAGAGCAAGGAAUUUGGUAACUGGUGAGUGCACCCAGAGUAAGCUAUGGCUUGUAGAUUUGGCAGGCAGUGAGAGGCUAGCAAAAACUGAGGUGCAAGGGGAUCGUCUUAAGGAAGCUCAAUAUAUCAACAGAUCACUUUCAGCUCUUGGAGAUGUAAUUUCUGCUUUGGCAACUAAAAGCAGUCAUAUUCCUUACAGGAACUCAAAGCUCACACAUUUGCUUCAGGAUUCAUUAGGGGGUGAUUCAAAAACCUUGAUGUUUGUGCAAAUCAGCCCUUCCAAGCAUGAUCUUGGCGAGACAAUAAGUUCUUUGAGCUUUGCAACCCGAGUUCGUGGGGUUGAGCUGGGUCCUGCAAAGAAGCAGGUUGAUAUGGUUGAGCUUCAAAAGCUGAAAAUGACACUUGAUAAAGCAAAACAAGAAUUGAAAUCUAAAGAUGAUGCCAUGCGCAAGCUACAAGAGGACUUCCAUAUUCUAGAAGUCAAGGCCAAAGGCAAGGAUCAGUGUUACAGAAACCAGCAGGAAAAGAUUAAUGAACUGGAAAGUCAACUGGCAAUGAAGACGGAGUUAUGUGAAAAGCUGGAGAACCGGUUGUUACAAUUUUCAGAAGGAAUGAAGGGAAAGGAGGAAAUCUGCACAAAUUUCCAGCAAAAGGUUGAGGAACUUGUGAACAAGCUGAAAGAGUAUGAACAAGCAGAGUCUAUGAAUCUUCAGUACCAGGUCAAGGAGCUUGAGAACAGACUGAAAGAAAGAUCACAAGGAUUUGAGCUUCACUCAAGUAUUCUCCAACAAAAGAUUAGGGAACUCGAAAACAAGCUGACAUGUGAAAGAGACAAUUCAGAUUCUCAGUUGCUUCAACAAAAGAUCAAGGUUCUUGAAGAGAAGCUCAUAGAGCAUGAACAAGGAGAGUGCACAUUGCAACUAUGCUCUGCGGAAAAGUUAGCAGCUACCCCAAUUUUAACAACAGCCUCUACUCAAAGGAGAAUGUCAAAUAUAGUUGAUGUAGAUCCCCCUAGUCAAAGGACCUUGGGCUCUAGCAACAGAACAAGGAACCAAGGUUCAGUUUUGCUCAAGGGAACUGAAUCCCUCCGUGAGUUGAGGAGGAAAAGAGACAUACAAAGCAAAGGGACAGAAAAUAAUUUCUUAUUGUCAACUUCUUUACUUGAGAAGAAGACGCUGUCAGCUGAAUCAAAUAAGGUAAAGCAUUUGGACCCAUCAAAAGCACUGGCAAGAAUUACAAGAAGUACAAAGCCAGCCAGCACUGCUCAAAAGGCAUGCUUCAUAAGCAAUGCCAGAGUCAACAGAGACGCUCAGGUUACAGCGGUAAAGGAGACUAAUAAUAAAUUGAAAGCUUGGUUAAGGUGAUUUAGGUUAUGGAUGCAAGUGUCCUUCAGAUGAUGUGGCAUACUCUGUAUUUGGGUAGUGAUUGUACAGUUGACAGUGACGAGCUAAAAAAAACAAUUUUAAAUGUUAGUGAUAUUUGUGUUAAUAUAUUAAUUUAAUUCUUUUCGGGGUAACGUUUUAUUCAA